Macrobrachium nipponense is the source of this 2775-nucleotide messenger RNA. RefSeq lists its product as uncharacterized. Lineage: Eukaryota; Metazoa; Arthropoda; Malacostraca; Decapoda; Palaemonidae. The transcript has a single exon. The coding region runs from base 1 to 2775 and encodes 924 amino acids. The record is from RefSeq and is a predicted model, not a curated record.
AUGAUUUGUAAGAAAACAGAAAACCCUGUUAAUCCUGCUCCACCAAAGUUGAGUGUAAAUAGUACUAAUGUUAGUAAAUCAAAUGUUAAUUCUGGGAAAUCUCAUAAUGAUUCUAAAGGUGCUGUUAGUAAAGGUGAUUCCCCAGUAGUUAUGACUGCUUCUUUGGGAAUUGAUCAUUCUCAGACUAAUAAGAUUUCUGUUUCGACUGCUCUUCCUACUGCUAAGGUAAUUGUGUCAGGAAAUGGACAUUGUUCCUUUGAGAGAGCACUCUUUGAUUCUGGUGCGCAAAGAACGUUUAUUGCAACGGAAUUAGCCCAUAAACUUAGUCUAUCGUCCAUAGCAACAGUAGCCUUAAAGGUAAAACCAUUUGGCAGUGAUGCCAUGGAAGUUAAUUGUAAUAUAGUAAGAGUUGUGGUGAGACUAGGUAAGAUUCGUACUGUCAUUAAUGCCAUUGCAUUCGAUAGAGUUAAUGCCAGAAUUUAUUCUCCAGGAUUGAGUAAGUCAGCUGCAUUCUUGACGAGUAAAGGCAUAAAAUUAGCAGAUAAUGAUUUAAAUUCAGAUGAAGUUAAUGGUAUAGAAUUAGUCAUUGGAGCUGAUUGCUAUGGAAAAUUAAUUCAGAACAGUCAAAUUUGCUCUGGAAUACAGAUAUUGAAUAGUUCUGGUGGUGCACUAAUUUUUGGACCUCUUCCUAGUUGGUCUUAUGACAAUGUAGAAUCUAAUGAGAUUACUACAUCAAAUGUAUGUUCAAGAAUAGAAGUAGAGGAAAUCCCUAUUAAUUCUUGUUGUGAAGUCAGAAAAUUAUGGGAUUUAGAAAGUGUUUGUAUUCGUCAAUCUGAAAUUAGUCCUGAAGAAAGAGAAUCAGUUAAGUGUUUUAAGGAUAAAGUAAAAAGGUUUGACAAUAAAUAUGAAGUGUCCUUACCAUUUAAAGAUGAAAGUAGACCGCCUGUUAACAACAGAAUAGCCAUUGGUCAAUUAAAUUCCCUGUUACAUAGAUUCGAAUCUGACCCCUCCUUGUAUGCUCAUUAUGAUAAGAUUAUCAAAGAUUACGUUCAGUCUGGGUUUAUAGAAUUAAUUCCUUCAGGCUCCCCUAUUAUAGGGCAUUAUUUACCCCACCAUGCUGUACUGAAGGAUUCAGAAACAACUCCCAUUCGAAUAGUUUUUAAUGCUUCUUCAAAGGCUAAAGGAGAACUCUCCUUAAAUGAUUGUUUAUUAACUGGUCCCUCAUUAACUACUAAACUUUUCGAUGCCCUGUUGAGUUUCCGUACAAACCCAGUAGCUGUGAUUUCAGAUAUCAGUAAAGCCUUUUUAAGGAUAGGCAUUUCACCUGACUGCCGUGAUUAUUGCAGAUUUCUAUGGCUAACUGAUCCUUCCGAUUUGAAGUCUACUGUAACUUACCGGUUUUGUGUAGUUUGUUUUGGAGCUACAUGCUCCCCCUUUCUCUUGCAGCAAACCCUCUUGCAUCAUUUAUCUCUACAUGAUAAUCCCCUUGCAUCAUCUCUGAUGAAGAAUUUCUAUGUAGAUAAUUUUAGUAAAACCUACAAGGAUGUGUCAGUCUUGAUGGAUGAAUAUCCAGUAAUAAAUGCGAUUCUUGAAGACGCUAAUAUGCCUCUACAAGAAUGGGUUAGUAAUGAUUCAGAGUUUAACAGAACCAUAGAUGUUAUCAAAGAAAGAGUAAACGUUUUGGGUUUAGAGUGGUAUCUAGCACAAGAUGAGAUGUCACUGAUGGAAGUAAAUUGCGAGUAUAAAGGACCUUUAACCAAACGAAAGGUUUUAUCAGUAGUAGCUCGGAUGUUUGAUCCUCUAGGAUUAUUGUCACCUAUACAGGUGAGAGGUAAAUAUUUUCUUAAAUGUUUGUGGAGUAACUACGGAUGGGAUGAACCUUUGCCAGAAUCAUUAUGUUCAAGGUUUGAUGAAAUUUCCAAGUGUUUUAGAAAUGUAGAAAGUUUAAAGUUUCCUAGGUUUGUUGUACAUCCUGAAUGUUCCCACUUACAUGUAUUUUGUGAUGCCUCUAACAAGGCAUAUGGAGCUGUUGCCUAUGUGAUUGAUUUCAAGAGAAGUGUAAGCAAUUUACUGGUCAGUAUGUGUAAAGUGGCACCAAACCCUAAACAGACUAUUCCGCGUUUGGAAUUGACAGCCUUGUCCUUGGGUGCGAAACUUGCUGGAAGAUUAAUGCAGAAUGAUGAUUUAAGAGUGAGUUCUUGCACUCUCUGGAGUGACUCCAUGGUUUCUAUUUGUUGGGUGAAGAACAAUAAUAGUAAAAUUCCUUAUGUACGAAACAGAGUCACUGAAAUGAAUGAAUUCAAGUUUCCUCUACGGUAUACCCCCUCUAAGGAUAAUCCAGCUGAUAUUCUAUCCAGAGGUAGUAAUAGUAAAGAUUUAGCGCAAAAUUCCUUAUGGUGGAAUGGCCCUAAAUGGCUUUUAACUGGUGAUUAUCCCCGAUCUUUAGCUACAGAAACUGUGCAUGUUAAUGAAAUUCUUUCAGAACCUAAGUUUGUUCACCCUCCAACCCCAUUAAUUGACAUCCCACGUUAUAGUAAUUUAAGUAAGCUUAAACGUAUCAUGAAGUCAAUAUUGCUUUUCCUUAAGUGCAGUAAAGGGUCUAAGUUUGUUGUUAACGAAAUGAAAGCACUUGUCCUCCUUGAACAGAAGCAACAUUUUUCUACUACCAGAAUGUACCUCUGUGUUAAGAAUUCACAUGGAGUGUCCAUGGAUGUUAAGAACUUGUGUAAUCAGUUAAACUUAUUUGUUGAUGAAGAAAAUCUAGUUAGGUCUUAG